This is a messenger RNA of Mastomys coucha (southern multimammate mouse), 2380 nucleotides long. Its product is annotated as schlafen family member 8-like. Gene Ontology annotation, molecular function: tRNA binding. The record is from RefSeq and is a predicted model, not a curated record. The transcript is spliced from 3 exons. Lineage: Eukaryota; Metazoa; Chordata; Mammalia; Rodentia; Muridae. Bases 367 to 1656 code for a protein of 429 amino acids. Gene Ontology annotation, biological process: defense response to virus.
GGAAAGCGCGCCGUGAUCCGGAAAGCGCGCCGUGAUCCGGAAUGCGCGCCGUGAUCCGAAAUGCGCGCCGUGAUCCGAAAUGCGCGCCGUGAUCCGAAAUGCGCGCUGUGAUCCGGCGCGCGCUCUGGGAUCUGGAGCGCGCUCUGGAUCUGGAGCGCACAGGACCUGGACAUCCGGUCGCCUAUUCUUCGCGAGGUGCUUAGAGACCCUCAGCUCCCCUCCACCCUCACCGAGGUCUAGCCCACCAGAUCUGGGACCCGGUGGCCUGAGCAGCCCAGAAGCCAAGGAGACAUCCGUGUGUCUCUCCUGCCUGAAGGCCCGGAUAUUUUAUCAGACUCAGCGACUGAUUCCUUUUAAAAGAUCAGCAUGGAGACACAUCCCUCCUUAGCGGUGAAACAGUCUUACCCAGACUUGAUCAUCUAUGCAGGAAAAGUGACACUUGGAGAAGAAUAUCGAAAUAGAAUGGACUCAAAGAAGAGAAGGCUGGAGAAGACAAGAAUCACAGAGGCUGCUUGUGCUCUGUUAAACUCUGGAGGAGGAGUGAUUGCUAUGCAAAUGGUCAACAAGAGUGAGCAUCCUGUGGAGAUGGGACUGGACUUAGAACAAUCUUUGAGAGAGCUUAUUCUGUCCUCUGAUUUGCAGGCUUUCUUUGAGACGAAACAACAAGAGGACCAGUUUUACAUUUUUGUUAAAUCUUGGAGCUGCAGCCCUGAAGAUGGUUCCUCUAAGCCUCGAAUUUGCAGCCUAGACUCUUCCUUGUACCGUCGAUCUUUUACUUCUAAGGUUGCCAUAAAUUCAAGAGAAGCCUUUGACUUUCUGAAAGACAAGAAGGCAUGUGUCAAAUGCAGUCCCACUGAUGACGGAGCUCCACGUGUUAAAAUCCCCAGAGCCAUGUGUCUGAACAGCCUGGAAUCAAACCCAGCUUUUGAAAUUUUCCAAAGUAAGAAACUUGAAUAUGGCAAAUGCUUGACUUUUCCUGAAUCCGAAUUUAUAGAGUUUAAACAAUUCUCUACCAAACAUGCCCAAGAAUAUAUAAGAACCAUAAUUCCAGAGUACAUCUCCGCAUUUGCAAACACCCAGGGAGGCUAUCUUUUCAUUGGAGUGGAUGAUGAGAGUAAGAGAGUCCUGGGAUGCCCAAAAGACAAAGUUGACCCUGACUCUUUGAAAACAGUGGCAAAUAAAGCAAUAUCCAAGUUGCCAGUUUUCCACUUUUGUUCAUCUAUAGACAAGGUGUCUUAUGAGACCAGAGUCAUAGAUGUGUUUCAAGAGGGAAAUUUGUAUGGUUAUCUCUGUGUGAUCAAAGUAGAGCAGUUCUGCUGUGUGGUGUUCUCAGAGACUCCCAUUUCAUGGAUGGUAGACAAGGAGAAAGGUGUCUACAGGCUGAACACCGAGGAAUGGGUACACAUGAUGGUGGAUGUUGGCCCAGCUGAGCCCUUCAAGCUGGGACCUUCAGCGCUCAGCAUGGUUGGAGAAAAACCCCAUGUGAUUGGAGAGGGAAAAAGGCCACUAACAUUGCAGAAAGCAGAGGAGGAGUUCACCUGGAAUUGUCUCCAGAGCAAGCAUCCGCUCUUUGAGUUCCGCAAGAUUCACAGAGAGACCUGGGAGACACUGGAGCAAGCGACCACCUCACAGGGAAUGAACUUAAAGAAAACCUAGGAAAGAGAAAGGAGGGUCUUUGAAUUGAAGAGUAUUUAAGACAGCGUGGAAAAGGAGCUUGUUUUCUUCUGAGAUGUGGAUGGAGUAGGAAGCUCAGCUGGGAGCUUUCUCUGUCUCUCUGAGCUAGCAGGCUUUCACCACAGUGCCUGGCUACUAUGUGGUCUUUUGGUAAAUCGAACACUUGGGAUUUUGUUUUUCAAAGAACUGCAUAAUUAUUUGAUUAGACUUUUUUGAAUUUGUUGUUGGGGAACCUUAGAGAAGAAAUUUAUAAAACAGGGUGCAACUAGUAAAAGUAGGAAAACAGGAAGCAGGGGUCGGGAAGGGUAGUAUCCAACUCCAUAUUCUCAAAGGUUCUCUAAAGACCCCUGGGGCUGAAGUCAUCAAGUUGUUCAUUAUGUUUUUGGAGAUCUGUUUGAAGUUGUUGGAUUUUGUUUUUUAUUACAUCCGAUUGAUUGACACAGAAGCAGCACUCCAAGAGGAGGAAGAGUUAUUGCAGCUAGAAGAAGAUCCAGUGCCCAUCAGUUUGGGAGAACCACCCGGGAGCCAGGGUGGGUUGAUGAGGAGAGCCAGUUGCUAGAGAGGGAGAAGGGGAGACCAAGGAGUUAGAGGAAGAGAAGGAGGUGUGCCUGGAAGCCAGCAAAGUGGGGCUCGUUAUUGGGAACAAAAACAGUGGAAGAAUCAUUUUGUUCAGACCUCAAAGCUAGAAGGGACCGGGAGUGGAACA